Molecule: messenger RNA, 2533 nt
Organism: Cryptomeria japonica (Japanese cedar)
Lineage: Eukaryota; Viridiplantae; Streptophyta; Pinopsida; Cupressales; Cupressaceae
Product: transmembrane 9 superfamily member 1
Exons: 13
Coding region: 201-1955 (584 amino acids)
Biological process (GO): protein localization to membrane
Cellular component (GO): membrane
Source: RefSeq, a predicted model, not a curated record
AUAAGUUCGAAAUGGAAAGCUGAGCAAGGAAUGCAUACAAAGAAUGCCCCGCCCUCAAUUUCUUCCUUUCCUUUCCUUUCCUUUCAUAAAAUGAAAAAAUAAUUUUGUGUGUGUUGAGCAGGAAGUAAUCUAAAUCUUUGACAAAGAAGAUCCAGGCGAAGCUUAACCAGUGUGCGUUGGAUCCAAACCCAGUUAACAAAAUGGGCAAGGAGUUCUGGUUAUUAUGCUCGGCCCUCUUUCUGCUCACGACAGCUUUUGCUUCGGAAUACGACCAUAAGUAUGGAGCGGGUGAUACUGUCACCUUAUGGGUGAACAAAGUUGGCCCUUAUAACAAUCCUCAAGAAACAUACAACUACUAUAGUCUUCCUUUUUGUCAUCCAGGGAAAAAUGCUGUGCACAAAUGGGGUGGGCUCGGUGAAGUUCUGGGAGGAAAUGAGCUCAUUGACAGCCAAAUCGAAAUAAAAUUUCGAAAAACUGUUGAGCGAGGGACAAUCUGUGAACUUGAACUUGAUGCUGCAAAAGUGAAACAGUUUAAGGAUGCUAUUGAGAAUACCUACUGGUUUGAAUUCUUUAUGGACGAUCUACCUCUGUGGGGUUUUGUUGGUGAACAGAAUGCACAGAAGAGUGAUGACCAGAAGUAUUUGUUAUACACUCACAAGAAUAUUAUUUUGAAAUUCAAUAAUGACCAGAUAAUUCAUGUCAACCUCACUCAGGAAAAUCCUACUCCACUUACUGCUGGAAAGUCAUUGGAGCUUACUUAUUCAGUAAAGUGGGUUGAGACAAAUGUAACCUUUGCUAGGCGAUUUGAUGUAUAUUUAGACUAUCCUUUCUUUGAACACCAGAUCCAUUGGUUCUCCAUCUUCAAUUCAUUCAUGAUGGUUAUUUUUCUCACUGGUUUAGUAUCAAUGAUCUUGAUGCGAACUCUGAGAAAUGACUAUGCAAAAUAUGCUCGAGAGGACGAUGAUUUAGAAAGUUUGGAGAGGGAUGUUAGUGAAGAGUCAGGUUGGAAGCUUGUUCAUGGAGAUGUUUUUAGAACACCUAGAAGCUUGGUCAUGCUUUCAGCAUUAGUGGGCACAGGAGCACAACUUGCUACGCUUGUGCUUCUUGUCAUCCUACUGGCAAUCAUUGGCAUGCUAUACAUUGGGCGUGGAGCAAUUGUCACAACUUUCAUCGUGUGCUAUGCUCUUACUUCAUUUAUAUCUGGUUAUGUGAGUGGAGGAUUGUAUUCACGUAAUGAUGGCAAGCACUGGAUAAAGUCAAUGGUUCUCACAGCAUCUCUUUUCCCAUUUAUGUGCUUUAGUAUUGGCUUUAUUUUGAACACGGUUGCUAUAUUCUACGGUUCUCUUGCUGCCAUUCCUUUUGGCACUAUGGUGGUUGUUUUUAUUAUGUGGGCAUUUAUUUCUUUUCCUUUAGCACUUCUUGGGACAGUUGUUGGAAGAAAUUGGAGUGGGGCUCCAAACAAUCCUUGCCGUGUGAAGACAAUUCCUCGUCCAAUUCCAGAAAAAAAGUGGUAUCUGACACCUGCAGUGGUAUCAUUGAUGGGUGGUCUGCUUCCAUUUGGAAGUAUUUUUAUCGAAAUGUAUUUUGUUUUCACCUCGUUUUGGAAUUACAAGGUUUACUAUGUUUAUGGCUUCAUGUUGCUGGUAUUUUUGAUCCUCGUUAUUGUGACAAUAUGUGUCACGAUUGUGGGAACAUACUUCCUGCUUAAUGCUGAAAACUAUCACUGGCAAUGGACAUCCUUCUUCUCAGCUGCUUCAACAGCUGCCUAUGUGUAUCUCUAUUCCAUAUACUACUAUUAUAUGAAGACAAAGAUGUCUGGGUUUUUCCAGACCAGUUUCUAUUUUGGAUACACGUUAAUGUUCUGCCUUGGUUUGGGCAUCCUUUGUGGAGCUGUUGGCUACUUGGGAUCAACAAUGUUCGUAAGACGGAUUUAUCGAAAUAUAAAAUGUGAUUGAGGGAAAGGAAAAGAAGAAUCUUUAGAUCAAACAGAGCAAAGGAUAUUUGAUGCCUGAAGCUUUCAAAGUGGUCCUGUGCUUGGGACUUGCUUAUUUCCAGGAAAGAGGUUCACUAUUUGUUUUUGUGGCAGUUCAUUCGAAAGAAUCCCUGGGUGUAGCAAUGCUUUUUGUAUAAUUGAACUCUAAGCAUGAGAAAAUUGAAGAUCACUUUUCUACUAUAUGUGGCAUUGUCAAGGAGAAAAUUAGGGCACACAUUUUAUCAGGUCGAUUAUUGAUUAAGAAAGAUGAUUAUUUUUGUCAACAGAUGUUAAUCUAAGGAUGGCUUUUAUGAUGCGGGCCUUGUCAAGAGUGGCAGAGUGUAGGCAUUUUCAUCAUCUUUAGAGAGUAUUGAAUUGAUAUUUGUUCAGGCAUCUUGAAUUUAGUUAUACUUUCCUAGGGGCAUAAGUACUGGGAUUUUUCUAAAAUUAACGAAUCAAGCUGUGGCAACUAGGAUGUUUGCAGGAAAUAUGAGAGGACAUGAUAUGCUCUCAUGUUCUGCACUUGUGAUAUUAAUACUUUCUUCGGGUCAUGUUUCUUUA